Molecule: messenger RNA, 2575 nt
Organism: Daktulosphaira vitifoliae (grape phylloxera)
Lineage: Eukaryota; Metazoa; Arthropoda; Insecta; Hemiptera; Phylloxeridae
Gene: Hsp83
Product: heat shock protein 83
Exons: 3
Coding region: 173-2359 (728 amino acids)
Biological process (GO): protein stabilization; cellular response to heat; protein folding
Cellular component (GO): cytosol; plasma membrane; perinuclear region of cytoplasm
Molecular function (GO): disordered domain specific binding; ATP hydrolysis activity; ATP-dependent protein folding chaperone
Source: RefSeq, a predicted model, not a curated record
AAAACGCAAAGGGAAGUACUCGUUGAUCAUUUACAAAUUCAACGCUACUUUGUGCACACUUGUUUAGCGAUAUACCACUGCGAUUACACUUUUAUUGUUCAAUUUCAAAGUUCCAUACAAAUAUAUUUUAUUUUAAUUCACUUCUUGUAUUCAUUACUUAUCAUCAAACAAGAUGCCUGAAGACGUAACUAUGUCUCAAGCUGAAGAUGUGGAAACUUUUGCUUUCCAAGCUGAGAUUGCUCAGCUUAUGUCUUUGAUCAUCAAUACCUUUUAUUCAAACAAAGAAAUCUUUUUGCGAGAAUUGGUAUCCAAUUCAUCUGAUGCUCUAGACAAAAUCCGUUAUGAGUCUUUGACUGACCCCUCCAAAUUGGAAUCUGGCAAAGAUUUGCAUAUCAAAAUUAUUCCUAACCAAGAAGAUAGAACUUUAACUAUCAUUGAUACUGGUAUUGGUAUGACAAAAGCUGAUCUUGUCAACAAUUUGGGAACAAUUGCUAAAUCAGGAACCAAAGCAUUCAUGGAAGCACUUCAAGCUGGAGCUGAUAUUUCUAUGAUUGGUCAAUUUGGUGUUGGUUUCUAUUCUGCAUACUUGGUUGCUGACAAAGUCACUGUUGUUUCCAAACACAAUGAUGAUGAGCAAUAUUUGUGGGAAUCUGCUGCUGGUGGUUCAUUCACUAUUCGUCCUGAUCCAGGUGAACCACUUGGCCGUGGUACCAAAAUUGUCCUUCACAUUAAAGAAGACCAAACUGAAUUCCUUCAACAAGAAAAGAUUACUGGUAUUGUUAAGAAGCACUCACAAUUUAUUGGAUAUCCAAUUAAAUUGAUUGUCGAAAAUGAACGUACCAAAGAAGUAAGCGAUGAUGAAGCUGAAGAAGAAAAGAAAGAAGAAGGAGAAGGUGGUGAAGGUGAAGAAGAUAAGAAACCUAAAAUUGAAGAUGUUGGUGAAGAUGAAGACGAAGAUAAAAAAGAUGAAGACAAAGAUAAGAAAAAGAAGAAAACCAUUAAAGAAAAGUAUUUGGAUGAAGAAGUGUUGAAUAAAACAAAACCCAUCUGGACCCGAAACCCAGAUGAUAUUAGCCAAGAUGAAUAUGGUGAAUUCUACAAAUCUCUGACCAAUGACUGGGAAGAUCAUUUAGCUGUUAAACACUUCUCAGUUGAAGGUCAACUUGAAUUCAGAGCCUUGUUAUUUAUCCCAAAACGUGCACCUUAUGAUAUGUUUGAAAAUAAGAAAAAGAAGAACAAUAUCAAGUUAUAUGUACGACGUGUGUUCAUCAUGGAUAACUGUGAAGAUCUCAUGCCUGAAUAUUUGAACUUUAUCAAGGGAGUUGUUGACAGUGAAGAUCUUCCAUUAAAUAUUUCUCGUGAAAUGCUCCAACAAAACAAAAUUCUCAAGGUGAUUCGUAAGAAUUUGGUUAAGAAAUGUUUAGAAUUGUUUGAAGAACUAGCCGAAGACAAAGAUAACUACAAGAAGUUGUAUGAACAAUUCAGCAAGAACUUGAAACUUGGAAUACACGAAGACAGUCAAAACAGAAAGAAACUCUCAGAUUUAUUGAGAUUCCACACAUCUGCUAGUGGUGAUGAAGCAUGUUCUUUGAAGGAUUAUGUUGCUCGUAUGAAGGAAAAUCAAACUCACAUUUACUACAUCACAGGUGAAAGCCGUGAACAAGUUUCCAACUCAUCCUUUGUAGAAAGAGUCAAGAAGCGUGGAUUUGAAGUAAUUUACAUGACUGAACCAAUCGAUGAAUAUGUUGUUCAACAAAUGAAAGAGUAUGAUGGUAAGAACUUGGUAUCAGUCACUAAGGAAGGAUUAGACUUACCUGAGACUGAUGAAGAGAAGAAGAAGCGCGAAGAAGACCAAACUAAAUUCGAAAAAUUAUGCAAAGUUGUUAAAGAUAUUUUGGACAAGAAAGUUGAAAAAGUUGUUAUUAGUAACAGAUUAGUUGAAUCUCCUUGUUGUAUUGUCACUUCUCAAUAUGGUUGGACUGCUAACAUGGAGCGUAUUAUGAAAGCCCAAGCACUAAGAGAUUCAUCUACCAUGGGUUACAUGUCAGCUAAAAAACAUCUUGAAGUCAACCCAGAUCACCCUAUUAUUGAAACGCUUAGACAAAAAGCUGAAGCUGAUUCCAAUGACAAAGCUGUCAGAGAUUUGGUGAUGUUGUUGUUCGAAACUAGUUUGUUGUCAUCUGGUUUUGGACUUGAAGAUCCACAAGUUCAUGCUUCUAGAAUCCACAGAAUGAUCAAAUUAGGAUUGGGAAUUGAUGAAGAUUUACCAUUAGUUGAAGAAAAGAUUGCUGAAGUUGACACGACACCAGCUGUAGAUGUUGAUACUGAAGAUUCAUCACGUAUGGAAGAAGUUGAUUAGAUUUUUACCAAGUGAAUUUAUUAUGAAAAUACAUUUUCCUAUAUUUUUAUUGUUAUUAUUUUGAGACUGAUUUGUCUAACUUUCUCUUUUUUUUUUUUUUUUACUUCUAAUAUGUUCCAAUAAAUACGCACUAAGCAUUUUAUAGUUUAUGUAUAGCAAUGUAUUCAGAUCAAACCUUUUAAAUGCGUAUGUAUGUUAACUUUGAAGUAACUUAUU